ACUAUAAAAUUUGUUUGAUGAAAUUGGGUUGUCUACAAUAGUUGACUUGAUUGCCACCUCCUCCUUUUCCGUCUUCACACAGAAAACCCCUCUUCCAUCCAAGGUACAAUUUCCCAAUCAUCCGAACCAGAAAUUUACAAAAUCCAGAUUCUUUCCCCGGGAGAGAUUGAGAGAGAGAGAGAGAGGGGCGGAGGGAGAGAGAGAGAUGGGGAACUCCUUCGGUUGCUCUGCGUCGGGGGAGAGGCUGGUGUCGGCGGCGAGAGACGGCGACUUCGUUGAAGCUAAGAUGUUGCUCGAUUGCAAUCCCUAUUUAGCCAAAUACUCCACUUUCGGCGGCCUCAACUCUCCCCUCCAUUUCGCCGCCGCCAAGGGCCACAAUGAGAUUGUGGCAUUGUUGCUUGAGAACGGGGCUGAUGUGAAUUCAAGAAAUUACUGUGGCCAGACUGCGUUGAUGCAAGCAUGUCGGUAUGGCCACUGGGAAGUUGUUCAAACUCUUCUUCUUUUUAGAUGCAAUGUUACAAGAGCAGACUAUCUAAGCGGGAGGACUGCUCUCCAUUUUGCUGCAAUGCAUGGACAUGUUAGGUGUGUGAGAUUGGUGGUGGCUGAUUUUGUCCCAAGUGCCCCCUUUGAAUCUCUAAGCGGAGAAUCCACCCCUAGUACAAAUGACAACUCACAUUCUAAAACCAAGAACGAAAAAGGGAGUCUGUCAAAGUUUGUAAAUAAGGCUGCUGAUGGUGGCAUUACUGCUCUUCAUAUGGCUGCAUUGAAUGGAUAUUACGAUUGUGUCCAGCUCCUACUUGAUCUUAAUGCGGAUAUAUCAGCUGUCACUUUUCACUAUGGAUCGUCCAUGGAUCUUAUAGGAUCAGGAAGCACUCCUUUGCAUUAUGCUGCAUGUGGGGGUAAUCUUAAAUGCUGCCAGAUGCUAAUUGCAAGAUGUGCCAGUCGGUUGACAUUGAACUGCAAUGGGUUGCUUCCUCUUGAUAUUGCCAGGAUGUGGGGGCGACAUUGGCUCGAGUCUUUGCUUGAUCCAAAUUCUGAUGCCGUUAUACCAAUUUUUCCACCUUCAAACUAUUUAUCAUUGCCGCUCUUGAGUGUCCUUAACAUUGCAAGAGAGUACGGUUUGCAGUCCUCAGCCACCACCCCUUCAGGUGAUGCUGAUACAUGUGCCGUCUGCCUGGAGAGAACAUGUUCAGUUGCUGCCGAAGGAUGUGGACAUUCACUUUGUGUAAGAUGUGCACUAUACCUUUGCUCAACCAGCAAUGCCCAGUCUGAACUGCCAAGCGGCCACCCUGGCUCCAUCCGCUGCCCUUUCUGCAGGCACGGCAUUGUCUCCUUCCUCAAACUGCCCGGUUCUGCUGCAAAAGAACUCAAAGUCAACCUGUCCCUCAGCUUAUGCACCCCGUGCGUCCUACACCCCCGCGACCUAGAACCAAAGUACCUGCCCGGGGGUGGGACCGGGCACGACCUCAGAAAGAACCGCGUUGCUUCCUUGUCUUCUUCGGACAUCAUGCUCUGCCCUGUCACCUGCAGUCCCUUCCCUUCUGUGACUAUCCCUUUGUGCACGUGCAACGAAGGACCGUGCCCUACUUUUGAGUCCAGAGAGGACAGAAGCCAGGGCGAGGGGUCUCCUGCCCGGGGAGGAGAGCCUCCCGCGGCGGCCUCAGAGGAGGAAGACAAGAUGGGGGUGAGGUUGGAGAAAACGACGUGUUCCAACAUGUUUUGGGGGAGGAGGAGUUGCAGUAGGGAAAACCAGUGUAAUGCCGAGAUAAAUGUCUGAUUUUGGAAAAGGAGGAUGAUGAAUGUCUUCUUCUUCUUCUUGACAUCCUCUGAAAUAUGGGAAUCAGUAAAGGCUUUCGCCAAGCCACCCCCCCCCCCUGAUUUGCAGGGCGUGGUUGAAGAAGAAGAAGAAGGCGCGCGCAUGAAGAAGGGGGAGAGAUGCGCAAAACUUUGUUGAUUAUUAGUCCCACCACACCUUAUUUGUUGAUUAUUAUUUUUGUGUUGUGUAUAGGUCCUCUCAAUCUCAGAAUGUUUGGUUUCUGCGUUUCCACUCCUAAAGUUCCAUGUCGUGUUUUUUUGGGCAGUGAAUGCAAAUAUGCAUCAUCAUCAUAUAACAAAAACCAAUGCUCUCCCUACUCACACUCCUUUUCUGCUAUUAUACAACAAAUAUAUUAAAUAAUCCCUU
Cuscuta campestris is the source of this 2182-nucleotide messenger RNA. The record is from the annotation of a GenBank genome assembly. Lineage: Eukaryota; Viridiplantae; Streptophyta; Magnoliopsida; Solanales; Convolvulaceae.